GUUUUCAAUAGUUGAAUAUGCAGGUUAAAUUAUCAGUAAUACUAACUCUAGUUUUAUCUCAAAACAACAUAAAUGAAACAUUCCCAAACAUUUGCACAACAUGCCCGAUAACUAACUUCUUAUCAAAAUACCAGCACUAUCCUCCAUCUUCACGAGGCGUUUUGGUAUUUUCAGAACGAUCGUGAAUGCUGCAAAGUGUGCGCCAAUAAAUUGGUGGUUUCCCGGAAAAAGUGAUCAUUAGCAGUCAAACUGCGGCGAAGCAAGUUGAAUUUUCAGAAGGUACGACAUGGCAGGGGCUACAGAGAACGGCGGGACAAACCGCACCGCCCGCGAGGUGCAGCAAAACUUUGCCGAAUCCCUUGGCUAUGCGGAGGAGAUAAUCUGGGAUCUGCUAUCUCAAGAGCAAUCGGAAAUUCUGAUGAACAAGCUCAGGGAGUUGAUCCGUGAUCCCCAGCCGCCCGGUGGAGGCUCUUUGGAUGACGAGAACAAACACCAAAAGAUCAUCGCCGACAAUAUGAGAGCGCGGGAGACCAUCUUUAAUGCCGUGUGGGAGCAGCGAAAAUACACAAAUAGGCAGUCGUUGACGGCAAUCAUCUAUGUGAUGGUGGUCGAGGGCACUGACGAUGUGAAUCGCGCCGAGGACAGCAAAAAGUUCUCCUGCCAUCCAGUUUUCCGUGCCCGUCGCUGUAUCCACAGCCGCAGUGGCACCAGCAGCGACAGCUCCGAUUGCUGCAACAUAUUCGUCGAUGAGAACGGACGCGUCUACCAAAACUGGGCACAAUAUGUGGCCAACAAUGAGCUUCCCGCCGGCAUCAUGGUGGCCCCUGAACGAGGAAUUUACCGCGUUGUUAGCGAGCAGGUGCGCCUGGACAAGUAUGUAACGCCGGCGGGCAGCACCAACAGAAGAGUGCUUGGGUAUCUGGAUACCGGAUCAGCUGUGGGAGGCUUUGCCGCAGCCUGCAUCCCAAUAGCAGGGCUCCUUACACUCCCGGUAUCUGGACCGGCGAUGGCUAUAGCUGGAGUGGUGGGUUUGGCCAGUGCCGGCUAUGCUACGGCCCGUUCGAGUGCCAUGCUGGUGGAUCGCAACCGACACGAGCAGUCGAUCAGUGUAACAGACCGACAGGCCCGCGGCCAUUGGCUGGGCGUGAUCGCAGGCGCCGUUGGGUUGGGAGCAGCCGGCGCCACCCAAGCCGUGUCGGCGGCUACGAACGCCGGACGGGAAGUGGGAGCGAUUGCCCAAAUGACGGUGAACGGCAUGAACAUCUCCUCAAUCGUCAUCUCGGGCACUGGAGUGGCCAACGGUGUGCUGGAUUUGAUACUGAAAAUGAGGGAUGGUGAUGACAUCAGCACCAUGGACGUGUUGCAGUUGUCCGCUUCGCUGGUGCUGUUCACACACAGCGUCUACAAUUUCAAGUUGGCGUCGACCAUUAUCAACGAGACGGCCAACAGGAAUAUAGCGGGCUAUCGGGACACACUCAGCAAUCGCCAGAGGCGCGCCUUUGACAAAGCCUCCAAGGAAACUGUCCGGUUGCGGGGCAAUACGCGCGGCAGGCUGGACAUCAUUCGCAACGUCAACGAAGUGCCCUCGAGACAGCAGUUUAAUGACCUCUACAAGAUCAAUAAGAACAUGAACCAGGAGGGUGUGCGAUACGCAUUCGCACCAGAAGGAAAUGGCUUCGUGCUUAAUGGCGAGGUGCAGACGUCGGCGGCAGAUUUGCGGGCGAGUGUGCAGCACAACCAGGGCCCAAAUAUACUGGGUCAGGUGAGCCAGCCCAUCCCGGCUAGUCAUGCCGCCUCAGGCAAUUUGCGGCUAGAUGGUCAAAAUCAGGUUUCCCGCUUGACCGGACCGCUGCCGACGGCCAAUCCGCGCCCAGAGCCGCCCACCUAUGCCGUUGGCGUGUUCGCGCUGGAGCUUAGCUCUGUGAUGGUGGGCGGCGUGUUGUUUGUCCUGGAGAAGUACGGACGCACUAUCUUUGAACAUGUGAUCAACGCAGAGAGCUUUGAGAACCUGAUAACCACCAUGGCUGACACUCUGGAGCCAGAGGUGUUCGACCUUAUUAUGAAGCUGACACGGACCUUUAUGGACACCAUGCUGGACGAAUUGACCACGGUCUUAAAGUUUUAUAUAUCAACCGAGUCAAUUCUUUUCCGUAUUUUGGACCAGGUGAUGAGAAAAUUCCGUCAUAUGUCCAGAAUUGAUUUGGAGAUGCACACCGGGGAAAUCUUUAUGGCUGUAAAGCGUUACUUUUUGUCCCUCAACCCGAACUCGUAUAUCGGUCUCCUCGAGAAGUGCAAGGUCUGCGAGGGUUAUUUCCAGAUUACUCGAUUGUAGAUUUCCAAUUAAUGGAAGCCAUCGAAUGUGAUGAUUGGUGCCUUAUUUCCAAAACUUAUCAAAGAUAUUUAAAAUACUUUUACUUUACAUAUUUCAUAUGUAAUUCUAUGUAUGUAACCAAAUGUAAAUCUAUAUCAAUCUAUAUAUACCGAGCUGAGAGCACAAACUUGACAUUAACCAGGGAAACUGAAAGGAACUAAACUGUAUCACAAAUAAAUAAAAAAAAAGAACUUUGUUCUA
Molecule: messenger RNA, 2572 nt
Organism: Drosophila serrata
Lineage: Eukaryota; Metazoa; Arthropoda; Insecta; Diptera; Drosophilidae
Gene: pst
Product: pastrel
Source: RefSeq, a predicted model, not a curated record